UACAUACAUAUACACACUGUGCAAGGUGUGCAAACAUACAUAACUGCAAUAUGUAAUAUGUACACACCAGAUAUGUAUGUGGGAUAUAAAGUAUAGUAUAGGUACAAUAAUUUUGAUGUUGUAGCUGGUCAACUAGGAGCUCAUUUCAGAUGUUGUUCACUUCCUGUAGAUCUAAUGUAACAAAGCAUCAUAUUUUUUCAUAUGAAAACUCUCUGAUUGUACACGGUAGAUGCGAGCUGCGGCUGUGAAAAAAAACAGUAAACGUCUCAUGUUUCCUGCCCGUCGUUUCUGAACGGGCUCGUGUCUCUCCAGGCGGAUUUUCCCCUGAACGCAGCACAUUGUGAUCUUCAGUCUCAGAUCCAGCCUUUUGAACUCCGCUCCGUGUUUUCCCAUCAUCCCCCAUUGCUGUGGACGGCCGCUGUGUGUGUGUGUGUGUGUGUGUGUGUGUGUGUGUGUGGGGAGCGGAGUGUGUUCAGUGUGCAGGCGGAGCAGCACAGGAGGGAACGGGAGCGUGGCUGCCGAGCCUUGUGUCGGUGUCCGGGAGCUUCUGAGGAGGGGAGGGCAGGCCCGGGUCCUGGCCUCGAAACCCACCAACAUUUGAAUCACAAUUGAGGCCGUUUUGAGGGGAGAGAGGCUCUGCUGGCUGCGCUGCGCUGCGGGGGAUGUGCGCACACAAUGGGACACGACGCACUGGCACCGUCCGGGACGCGGCGGUAGAAUAAGGUUUUCUCUUAAGGUCUCUCGGUUUGUGUGGAAUGGAGACGCGGAUACCGGAGCUGUCAGCGGGGCGCGCCGCGGAGGACUCCGGGUGCUAAGGACUUCCUCUGGCCGGACAGAAAAGUGAUUUCUCCCGCACGGAGCGCUGCUGUGAGCCCGAGGAGAGGACGCGCCUCCUCUGCCUGUUUGUUACCAGUUUAAAUUCCGCUGGGAUGAACGCGGAAUGUGUUUCCUGCGUCAAAGUCCGCGCUGUUUGCACAUCUGGAGGAGCCGAAAGUCGGUCGUUACCCCGUAGCGAUUUUAUUUCUGAUGCAGUUGAACCCGUUUGAACGCUUCAAGUGAAUUUAGCUCAUUCAGAUGAGUGGGUGUGCUGAGGUUAGUUUGUAGAAACUGCAACAGAAAGCCUCAUUUUAAUUUGGUAAGAAUAUUGUGAGACACACAAGACGACUGAAGGGCUACAAUAAAGCAACAGAGCUGAAGAGGGACAUCAGGAUUCUGUCCAUCAGGGAUGUACCUUCUGGACGCCCACUGCACUGACAGGAUGGAGAGGAGCACGCCUCAGAGGAAGACGGUCUACAGGAUCUCCCUCACCUUGGUGAAGAGGGAGAGUUUGGACGAGGAGGAUGGGGGGUCAGGCCCCCGGCGGGCGGAGAACCCCAAGGUGGGCAUGUUUCGACGUGAGGGCUCGGUGGAGGUCCAGCGUGGCGGCCUGCUGGAGCAGCUGAAGGAGGUGGAGGACGAGUCGGACGAGUUGUCCUCCUCUCACGGCUUCAUGAGGAACUUCAGGACGUUCAGCACGGGGCAGCUGGAGCUCGGGAGGCUGAAAGUCUCCAGGAAACAGUUCUUACAGAAAGAGCUGAAGGAAAAGGUCACGAGUCCGGUGGCAGAGCGCGGCAGAGAGGCCGUGACAGCGGCGAGUCAGGAGGACGCUCAGGGCGAGAGCAGAGAGCAGGAAACGCGGGAUUCAGAUGGACUUAAAGAGGAUAUUUGUACAGGAAGUCCACAGACAGACGCUGCUGUGGAGAACGGCAGCAUUAAUAAGAAGACGAGGCUCCUGAAAGCUAAGAGCAUGGAGGAGACGAGCCCUGAUCCUCCUCUCAACGCUGAUGGCCAAAUGUCUCACUCAAAAAGCAACGGCAAAGCGGCCAAAGCUUCCUCCCCUGAGACUCCUCCUCUGAAGCGUCCUCCUGGCCUCCUGCGUCGCAGCUUCAGCUUCAGACACUGGAGCGGCGGCGAGCUGCUGCGUCUGCGUGCGCUCUCUAAAGACAAACACCACAGCAGCUCCGGCUGCAUUGGCCGUGAUGCUGCGCCGGACGGCGGCGAGAAGGAUGCAGAUGCACCGCUUGUGCUCCCAGCUUCCCGCCUCACCGACCCCAGCAGACAGAAGAGCAGAACUCUGGAGGUCGGAGCCGUCCUGAACAAGACGGACUCCAUGUCUGAGCUGAGCCGCUGGGAGAGAGCGCAGGGCAACAAGAACCGGACUCUGGACAACAGCGACCUGCUGCGGCUGGCGGCGGAGAAGGACGGCUCAGGAGGGGGCUUCUUGCUGAGGGGAGGAGGCGGUCGCUCCAGUGAGCGCCGUCUCGUUCGCUUCUUCAGCGGGAUCUUCUCCAGAGGCACGUCCACCUCCACCCCGGUGGGAAGCCCCAGCGCCGACAGGUCCCUCCAGAGGAGCAAGAGGAGGGUGCUGUCCCAGUCCAGCACCGAGAGCAUGAACGGAGGAAGCACUGAAGAUGCGUUUGUGAACAGUCAGGAGUGGACGCUGAGUCGAACGGUACCAGAGCUCAAAGUGGGCAUUGUGGGUAACCUGGCCAGUGGUAAGUCGGCGCUGGUCCACAGGUACCUGACAGGAACGUAUGUCCAGGAGGAGUCACCUGAAGCUGACGUGGAUGCAGGCGGCCGCUUCAAGAAGGAGAUUGUGGUGGACGGUCAGAGUCACCUGCUGCUCAUCAGAGACGAAGGAGGCCCCCCAGAGGCUCAGUUUGCGUUGUGGGUCGACGCUGUGAUCUUCGUCUUCAGUCUGGAGGAUGAGAUCAGCUUCAAGACGGUUUAUCACUACUUCAGCCGCCUCGCCAACUACAGGAACACCGCCGACCUGCCGCUGGUCCUGGUCGGCACGCAAGAUGCCAUCAGCUCGGCCAACCCGAGAGUGAUCGACGACAGCCAAGCCAGGAAACUGUCCAACGACCUCAAGCGCUGCACCUACUACGAAACCUGCGCCACCUACGGCCUCAACGUGGAGCGAGUCUUCCAGGACGUCGCUCAGAAGAUCGUGGCCACCAGGAAGAAGCAGCAGCUGUCCAUCGGGCCGUGCAAGUCCCUCCCGAACUCACCGAGUCACUCAUCUGUCUGCGCCACACAAGUGUCAGCUGUCCACGUCAGCCAGACGAGUAACGGCGGCGGCAGUCUGAGCGACUACUCGUCGUCGGUGCCGUCCACGCCGAGCACCAGCCAGAAGGAGCUCCGCAUCGACGUGCCGCAGACCACCAACACGCCAACGCCUGUCCGAAAGCAGUCCAAACGCCGCUCCAACCUCUUCACCUCGAGGAAGGCGAGCGAGACGGACAAGGACAAGAAAGGCCUGGAGGCUCGAGCCGACAGCAUCGGCAGCGGGCGAGCCAUCCCCAUCAAACAGGGCAUGUUGCUGAAGAGAAGCGGAAAAUCCCUCAACAAGGAGUGGAAGAAGAAGUACGUGACGCUGUGUGACAACGGCCUGCUCACCUACCACCCCAGCCUGCAUGACUACAUGCAGAACGUUCACGGGAAGGAGAUCGACCUGCUGAGGACCACGGUGAAGGUGCCGGGGAAGAGGCCGCCUCGGGCUGUGUCCACCUGUGCCGCCGUGCCGAGCCCCAACGCCAACGGCCUGACCAAGGACAUGAGCAGCCUGCAGCUCGGACAGACUCCAGGUUCGGUGACCAGCAGCUCGUCCCAGUCUCAGAUGGCGAGCGGCGUCAGCUUGGUGUCUUUCAACAGCCGCGGUCUGGAGGGGAUGCACCAGCGCUCCUACUCUGUCUCCAGCGCCGACCAGUGGACCGACGCCACCGUCAUCGCCAACUCUGGAGUGAGCACAGAUACGGGCCUGGGAGACUCGGUCUGCUCCAGUCCCAGCAUCUCCAGCACCACCAGUCCCAAGAUGGAGCCUCCGCCGUCGCCGCACGCCAACCGCAAGAAGCACCGGAGGAAGAAGAGCACCAGCAACUUCAAAGCCGACGGCCUCUCUGGUACUGCGGAAGCCAAACGUAAAGCGUGGAAGCUUAAUCGUGUCGGUAGCCUUCGCAGCAUUUACACCAACAGUCUGCACAACUCAGAAGAACAAGAGGAGAACUUUGAGUUCACCAUCGUGUCGCUGACGGGGCAGACGUGGCACUUCGAGGCCACUUCGUACGAGGAGCGAGACGCCUGGGUCCAGGUGAUCGAGAGCCAGAUCCUGGCCAGCCUGCAGUCCUGUGAGAGCAGCAAGAACAAGUCUCGUCUGCCCAGCCAGACGGAGGCCAUGGCCCUGCAGACCAUCAGAAGCAUUCGAGGAAACGGCCGCUGUGCCGACUGUGAAGCUCAGAACCCGGACUGGGCGAGCCUGAACCUCGGGGCCCUGAUCUGCAUCGAGUGCUCGGGCAUCCACAGGAACCUGGGCACCCACCUGUCCAGGGUUCGGUCUCUGGACCUGGACGAGUGGCCGCUGGAGCUCCUCAAGGUCAUGACGGCCAUCGGCAACGAGCUCGCCAACAGCGUGUGGGAGGCCACCACCCAGGGACGCCUCAAACCAGGACCGGACGCCAGCAGGGAGGAGAGGGAGCGCUGGAUCCGGGCCAAGUACGAGCAGCGCCUGUUCCUGGCCUCGCUGCCCGGCACCGACCUGUCGCUGGGCCAGCAGCUGCUGAGGGCGACGGCCGAGGAGGACCUUCGCUCCGUCGUCCUGCUGCUCGCGCACGGAGGGCGACAGCAGGUCAACGAGACCUGCGGCGAAGGAGACGGACGCAACGCGCUGCACCUGGCCAGCCGCAAGGGCAACGUGGUCAUCACGCAGCUCCUCAUCUGGUACGGCGUGGACCUGAUGGCGAGGGACGUCCAUGGCAACAGUGCGAUGGCGUACGCUCGGCAGGCCAACAGUCAGGAGUGCGUCGACACGCUGGCUCAGUACGGCUGCCCCGACGAGCGCUACCCGCUCAUGGCCACGCCCAACCUGUCGCGCCGCAACACCAACCGCAACAACAGCUGCAGCAGCACCGGCAGCGCCGCGCUCAUAUGACGGCUCUGUGACAGACUAAACAAAACCCGAUCUGGGAGAAUCCUGACCGUUUAUUUUGGGAACCACUACCUGUUGUGACUCUAAGCCCCGCCCACCUCACCUGACAACCACCACAGACUGAAUACAGCUGAUCCCGGAUCAGUGGUGACGCCGCGUCCACGUGUCUAUUUGGGAGAACCCUCAACAGGAAGAAAAGAGCAUUUUGGGAAAUAGUCACAUGACUUCUGGCAUCCAAUGAAGGCCAGUCUGAAGCUGCGGGGACAUCAUACCUCAUCACACACACCUACGAUCCAACACUACUCAGUUUCCCCUCCGACUUGGGACUCAGAAACACUUUGAACGACUCGCCCACAGCCAAACGACAGCCAAUCAGGAUCUUCAGAAGCCUGACUCGCCGGAACAUAUCGCCCAGAUGCCACAAAGACGACCACGAGACAAAGAUAUCACGAAGGAGACGAGAGGGGGAGUCUUCGUAGCACGUCCACACGCACCUCAUCAUCACCACCUUCAUCACCA
Molecule: messenger RNA, 5482 nt
Organism: Scatophagus argus
Lineage: Eukaryota; Metazoa; Chordata; Actinopteri; Scatophagidae
Gene: agap1
Product: ArfGAP with GTPase domain, ankyrin repeat and PH domain 1
Exons: 20
Coding region: 1226-4966 (1246 amino acids)
Cellular component (GO): nucleus
Molecular function (GO): GTP binding; GTPase activity; protein binding
Source: RefSeq, a predicted model, not a curated record